This is a messenger RNA of Myxocyprinus asiaticus (Chinese sucker), 3970 nucleotides long. RefSeq names its product delta-like protein D. The coding region runs from base 490 to 2649 and encodes 719 amino acids. Gene Ontology annotation, molecular function: calcium ion binding. The transcript is spliced from 11 exons. Gene Ontology annotation, biological process: multicellular organism development; cell communication; Notch signaling pathway. Gene Ontology annotation, cellular component: membrane. Lineage: Eukaryota; Metazoa; Chordata; Actinopteri; Cypriniformes; Catostomidae. The record is from RefSeq and is a predicted model, not a curated record.
GACAUUAAACACGCACCGUCAGCCAGUCUCUUACAUGGACACAAGAGUACCGGAGGAAAGUUUGGAACAGUAGUUUUGGACCAUCUCCACGCCAAGUGCAUACACGGAGAAUAAGCGACACACGUGUAGACAACCUCUGAGUUUUCUGCAUUUUUUUUUUUUUUUUUUUUUUUUUUUUUCAAAUAACCGCAAGUGGACUGCAAACUUUUGACAACUUGGAGUAUUCGUCUUCUGAGGGAAUUUCCUGUUCGUCAACCCUUUGCGCGUCGGGGUUUUCUUUUUAUAUUCGUAUUUGGGAUUUAUUGGCUUGAAUAUUUCCAAGGGGGACUUUGAUGGGCUUGCAUGCGCAGAUAAAGUGAAUACAAGAGAGCAUCAGAAAGAGCUCCCAGUAAGUGGAGAACUUCGAGUCUCAAUGAUUUAUUGAGACACGGUCUUACACAUUUGCCUGGCCAGUGGACGCUUAACAACACAGUACAGAUCCUCUCCACCAUGGGACGACUUAUGAUAGCUGCUUUCCUCUGUAUCAUGAUAAGCCAGGGUUUUUGUUCUGGGGUUUUCGAGUUAAAGUUGCAGGAGUUUCUCAACAAGAAAGGGGUGGCAGGCAACGCAAACUGCUGCAAAGGAACUGCGUCCGCGUCAGUGAUUCAGCAAUGUGAAUGCAAAACUUUUUUUAGGAUUUGCCUUAAACAUUAUCAAGCCAAUGUAUCUCCGGAUCCUCCAUGCACAUACGGUGGCGCAGUCACCCCGGUGCUCGGAUCAAACUCUUUCCAAGUUCCCGUGACCUCUCCAGACAAUUCUUUCACCAACCCCAUUCAGUUCUCAUUCGGAUUCACAUGGCCGGGCACAUUUUCGCUUAUUAUUGAAGCUCUGCACACCGAUUCCAACGAUGAUCUGUCAACAGAAAACCCAGACCGACUCAUCAGCCGCAUGACAACCCAGAGGCAUUUAACAGUGGGUGAAGAAUGGUCCCAGGAUAUACAGGUUGCUGGGAGGACAGAGCUGAAGUACUCGUACAGAUUCGUCUGUGAUGAGCAUUACUACGGCGAGGGCUGCUCGGUCUUCUGCCGCCCACGCGACGACACCUUCGGCCACUUUAGCUGCGGAGAGCGCGGAGAAAUCAUCUGCAAUUCUGGAUGGAAAGGACAUUACUGCACAGAACCAAUCUGUCUUCCGGGAUGUGACGAGGACCAUGGAUUUUGCGAUAAACCUGGUGAAUGCAAAUGCAGAGUGGGCUUUAGUGGAAAGUACUGUGAUGACUGCAUCCGUUAUCCUGGUUGCUUGCAUGGCACCUGCCAACAGCCAUGGCAAUGCAACUGCCAAGAGGGUUGGGGAGGCCUCUUCUGUAACCAAGAUCUCAAUUACUGCACACAUCACAAACCGUGUCAGAAUGGGGCCACUUGCACCAACACUGGCCAGGGAAGCUACACCUGCUCAUGCAGACCUGGCUUCACUGGUGAAAGCUGUGAAAUCGAGGUCAAUGAAUGCUCUGGAAGCCCGUGCAGAAAUGGUGGAAGCUGCUCUGAUCUCGAAAACACGUACAGCUGUACAUGUCCCCCUGGUUUCUAUGGAAGAAACUGUGAGCUGAGCGCCAUGACUUGUGCUGAUGGCCCCUGCUUCAAUGGUGGACGCUGCACUGACAACCCUGAUGGAGGAUACUUUUGUCAGUGUCCGGCAGGCUAUGCCAGCUUCAACUGUGAAAAGAAGAUUGAUCACUGCAGCUCCAACCCAUGCUCAAAUAGUGCUCAGUGUCUCGAUCUUGUGGACUCCUAUCUUUGUCAGUGUCCAGAAGGUUUUAGCGGAAUGCACUGCGAAGACAACAUCGAUGAGUGCGCUGCCUAUCCCUGCCAGAACGGUGGCACGUGCCAGGAUGGACUCAAUGACUACACCUGCACCUGCCCACCUGGAUACACUGGCAAGAACUGCAGCUCUCCAGUUAACAAGUGCAUCCACAACCCUUGCCACAAUGGGGCCACUUGCCAUGAAAGGGACAACCGUUAUGUGUGUGCUUGUGUUCCUGGAUACGGCGGACGUAACUGUCAGUUCUUGCUGCCAGAUAACCCACAAGGACAAGCUGUUGUAGAGGGACCCAACAGGUACGAUGAGGAUGAUGGUGCCUUUCCUUGGACGGCAGUUUGCGCUGGGAUUAUUUUGGUGCUUUUAGUCCUGAUCAGUGGUGCUGUGUUAGUCGUCUACAUCCGUCUUAAGCUGCAGCAAAGGAGCCAGCAAGUUGACAGCCAUAAUGAAAUUGAGACAAUGAACAACUUGACCAACAACUGCAGCCGAGACAAGGACUUGUCCGUGAGCAUCAUUGGAACCACGCAAGUAAAGAACAUCAACAAGAAGGUGGAUAUUCAGAGUGAUGCUGCAGGUGGAGAAACAAAUGGAUUCAAAUCUCGUUACUCACUGGUGGAUUACAAUUUUGUUCAUGAGUUGAAGCAGGAUGACUUGGUAAAAGAGGAUUCUGAGAAGAGCGAAAUGACAAAAUGUGAGUCCCUCGAUUUGGACUUGGAGGAGAAGCACAGAAAUCAUUUAAAAAGUGAUUCUUCAGAGAAGAAAUGUACAGAUUCUUUGUGCAAAGACACAAAGUACCAGUCAGUCUUUGUUAUAUCAGAGGAAAAGGAUGAAUGUAUUAUUGCAACCGAGGUGUAACGCCACUACAGAGCUGUAGCUCAUCUUGUUUUACAGGAGGUUUUACUCCAGUAAUGCUGCUCAAACCAGAGGGAAGUUUCCCUUCAUGUGACUGCUGCUGUGAAACUUAUGUUGAAAGUGAUAUUCAGAAUGAGCUGGUUCUCAACUGAAGUAAACACAGUGUCUGCAGGAAAGGACGUUGGGCCAUACUGGCUCGGACAAAGUUUGUUUCCCAGGAACGUGCCAAAUGGACUCGUUGCACUUCCUGUAGGGACGGUUUUACCUCAUUGCACUACGAUGGGUUGUAUUUUUUUAUGUAUUUAACACACAAUUGAAUCGAAUACUGUGUAUGCAUAUGCACUGACCGCAGUGUGUAUCUGGAAGUUCUCUGAUCCAUUCUAGAUCAGGAGAGGAAAAACACUGCCAUCAAAUUUGUUUGUUACUGAUUUUUUCUUUUCUUUUUUUUUUUUCAAAGGUUGUAUUUCUUUUAUUUAAAUGCUUAUUUGUGAUUGAUGUGUUUGUGACUUUAUUUCUGUGUGUGUGAAGUUUGAUGUAAUUUAUUAUCCAUUUCAUUUUGCAGAUUUGUCUAUUGUAAAUAAGGCACUUCGGGUCGAUGUGACUGUGUUCUGAUGUAAAUGUAUUUAAACAUGCUGUCAAAAAUGUACAGGAAUUGUUUUAUGACUUGUUAAUGAAGAAAAUCACCUUAAUAUUAUUCCAAAUAAAUCCUGAAUGAAAUAUUAUAAAAUGGGUCAGACAUUUCUGAAUUAAUGAACAGUUUGUUCACUCAGUUGGUCAGUUUCAGCUGUUUGCAUAAUGACAAUAUGCUGUGCUUAACGAAAAGUCAAAGGAAGUAAUGCUAACUAUAUUUGAAUUGUUCUGUUCAUUUUAUCAAGAUCUCCGGAUAUAUCUGCACAAUCAAUCUGUGUGUGUAUUGUGGCAUGGACUCUUGAUCUGAUGAAGACAACUAUUUCCUUUUUGUACCUCACUUUAUGUGAGACAAAGACACACCCGGUAAUCACAAAUUACAGCCUUCAUCUUGAUGGCAGGAUAUUUUGGGGAUGCAAAAGCACUCUGACAAAAACAUGAGAAACCACUUUUUGUAAAUGGUUUGGUCAAAGUUUCUAACUUUUUAUGUUUAAGAUGUAGCCAUGCUCAUUAAGUGACUUAUAUAGUGCAAAUGGAGAAGAGAAACACUCCCAUAGUAUCAUAAUAUGAAUUAAAUAUGCAAUGUAGAAGCCAAAUCAAGGUAUUUAAAGGUAAAAUUAGGCUCAACUCAAAUAUCUUCUGUGUUGUUUUCAACAAUGUUUGGUUUGCGAUAAUUGAAAAAAAUGCUUAUGUAGUG